Fomitopsis serialis is the source of this 1284-nucleotide messenger RNA. RefSeq lists its product as uncharacterized. The transcript has 7 exons. The record is from RefSeq and is a predicted model, not a curated record. NCBI's taxonomy places the organism in Eukaryota, Fungi, Basidiomycota, Agaricomycetes, Polyporales, Fomitopsidaceae. Bases 56 to 1069 code for a protein of 337 amino acids.
CGCUCUCUUCUCUCCCACUCACUUGGUCUCUGCUCGCAUCACCCCCAUCGCACCAAUGGCUGGUCCUCAUAUGACUCAGGAAAUCACUGCUGAGCAAGCUCGACAGUACGAGUUGAACGCCAUCAAGGUUGGCCAACCGCUCGCUAUCCCCUUCUCAUUACAGCCCGCCACCGCGCAGUCCACAAAUGCUCGCACGAUACCGGCACCGGCUCCAGGUGUGAUCGGCGCUGCAGUCGUCCACCAUCCUCAACUCGUCGUCAUCCAGGGUACCCCAGGAACCUUGGUGCCCGCAAAGCGAACUGGGGCGGAUGAGCCCACAUCCGAGACGAAAAAGGCAAAAUCAAAGGCUUCUGCUACCAAUUCGACGAAGAAGGGCAAGAAGAGAGCGAGUUCGUCAGCAGGGAAGUCGAAGGGCGCCACAGGGAAGUCACAAGAUACUGCGAUUGCAGUCGAGUCACAGGUCUCUGAAGAUGCCUCGUCAUCCGAGGACGAUGAUGACGAGCCUGACGACACUCCAGACAACGAUUCCGACGAGGAUGCUCCGGUACUGGUCAAGGCAAAGCGAGGCAAGAGUUCAAGUGCGAACGGUAAACAAGCUGGGCUCACUUCGGGUGGAGGAACAGUUACAGAACAAGCCCUUGCCUUCGAACAGCUUCGGUUGAGCAUGCACGCCGCAAACUGCACGAUCCAGGCGGCCACGGCAGACCUCGCCAUCAGGUACACAAACUUGCAGUCUCAGCUCUCCAACUCGGCCACCAACAGGGUAGCGACCCUUGCGAGGGCAACAAGGGACCAUUUAAAAAGUCUCGUGCUUGCCCAACAGCUGGGCAUGCGAAUCCCCGAGCUCAAGUUGCCGCCGAUUGCUGACCCCGUUGCUCCGGAUCUCACCGGCCUCUUGGGCAACAUGACCCCCUACACUUCUACCUGGUUCGACUUGGGCGGAGCUCGUCCUUCGGCUAAUGCGGAGGUCACUGCCCCGGCUCCUCGCUACCUUGCCGCUUCGACCCUUCCUGGAGGCUCUGGAGCUGGCGAUGCUGGGCCGAGUUCCAGUGACUCUCUGCAGGGUUAAAACACUCCCAAGUCUGCUGGCUCGCUUUCGGUUUAGAGUGCAAUCCGCUCGGACGCUUUCCCUGCUGCAAUGGACUUGCCUGUGGCUUCGUUUUCCCAGUCUGUGUCUCUUAAAUGUCUCAUUCGCUUUUGUACUGCAGUCGCCUCACCUCCUCGCUUUUGUACUGCUGCCUCGCAUUCUCACGGUUGUUCAUCUCUUUUCGGACUAGCAUAAAU